Molecule: messenger RNA, 2949 nt
Organism: Capsicum annuum
Lineage: Eukaryota; Viridiplantae; Streptophyta; Magnoliopsida; Solanales; Solanaceae
Product: serine/threonine-protein phosphatase 7 long form homolog
Exons: 6
Coding region: 1166-1834 (222 amino acids)
Source: RefSeq, a predicted model, not a curated record
AAUAAAAUGCAACAAAGUUCAAAAAUAAAAAAAUCAAAAGACAGCCCAUUCUUCCAAAGCCCACAUCCAUUUCCAACAUAUAAAUGCCUUGUAUGGUUUUCUUUUCCUCAUUUCCUUAUCUUUCCCUUUCUCAUUUUCACCUGAACAACAUGUUUCCAUCAAUUGUGUGCCUUUACAUUCAGAUCUGGAUCUCUGUUUAUCAGUACUUUUAUAUGUCUGGUAGUAGUUCAUAUAAGCUGGAUCCUGGGCCACUUGAACCGUCUGUAUUAACUCAACAACUUACUCAUAGGUCACGGGAUAUAUGGGAUGAAAGUGUUGAUAUGAUUCUUAAUACGAGAAAGAGUGAUGGAAGUUUUUGGAAGCUCAUAGAAAAAUAUCCUAUCCAUCCACGAGUUUUAAAAGUGAUUAAAUUAUCUGGAUUGUAUGGUGUUUAUUGAUGUAAUAGGCCUGCUAUCGAUCGUAGUUUGAUCACUUCAUUAGUUGAGCGUUGGCAUCCUGAAACACAUACUUUCCACUUUAGAACAGAUGAAGCAACUAUCACCUUGCAAGAUAUCGAGGGGUUGUAUGGAUUACCCGUGAAUGGUGCUCCGGUACUUGGUAUUGAGACGACGAGAACUAUUGGUGACUAGAAAAACAUUUGUCAAAGAUUAUUAGGUUUUGUUCCAUCUCUUCGGGACUUUAGCAGUAGUUUCCUCAAGGUCUCUGCGCUUAAAGCGCACAUGUUAUGUGAGCCACAAUUUUCAGACAUGGCAACUCAAGAAAUACUCAAUCAGAAGGCUAGGUGUUACAUGUUCUGGAUGAUUGCGGGUAUAAUGAUAGCAGAUACAUCUGGUUCUUAUUUGAAGCUUAUGUACCUGCCUAUGCUCGAGGAAGUCAAUGCAAUUGGGUCUUAUAGUUGGGGUAGUGCAACUUUAGCGUACUUGUAUCAUUUUCUUUGUAAAGCCUCACAGAGUAUCCAAAAUGAGAUAGCCGAAUUUCUACCACUACUUCAGGUUUGGGCAUGGGAGAGGAUCACUGUCCUUAGGCUAGUAGGAAAAAGAGGUACAGGAGAUAUUUUUCCUAUUGAUUCUGUAGGGGUCCACAUGCUACUAGAUGGUUUGCACACUUUAGUUGGACUAACACUACUAAGCAUGUGCUGAAAUUUUAUAGGUAUGUACUUGACUCUAUGACAGAAGAUCAGUUUAUCUGGGAACCAUAUACUGAUGAUUUAAUUGAGAGUCUUCCUGACUAUUAUCGCGCUGGACGAGACAUGUGGCGUGUUAGAGUUCCAAUCUUCUGUUGGAAUGUGGUAGAGGUUCACUGGCCUGAUAGAGUGAUGAGGCAAUUUGGAUUGCAACAGGUGAUUCCAACUCCAUUUCUAUUUGAUUCCACCCACUUUCGUCAUGAUCGUCGGGGAAGGCCAAAUACAAAUUGGGAGUUAGAACAUGCACAAUGGUUACCUUUUUGGAACGAGCGAGAACAAUAUAUCUGUAAUGCACUAGUCAAUCAUGGGUCACUUCGGUAUGACGACCCCUACCUUAUUUGGUUCAGACGUAUUACUCGUCUUCUCAUUGGUAAUCCUAAUCCCUGUCCUCAAUGCAAACAAGGUUAUGUGCCUAAUUCAACUGCAUAUGAAACAAUGGCAUGUCAUAUUCAUUCGAUGGUUGAUAAAGCUAAAUCACUUGGAGAUACGCCAUUGUAUGAGGACUUAUACAUGUUUAGAAAGAUGGUGCGGGAUCAAAGUUCUGAUUGUUUGAGAAAUGUCCACGAGGCCGACAAGAUUCAUGUAUCAGCCGAUUAUAGAAGAGAUGAGGUGCAACCUGAUCAGUUACGUCCCCAUAUUCAUAGGCGAUGAAAAGGCGGUGUUGCUGGAAGAAGAGAAUAUGUUAUUGCGAGAGACCAAGUGCCUGUUAAAAUGAAUGAAAUGGAUGAAGCAACGCAAAAUGCACAAAUAAGUUCAGAAGAUGAUCAAGCAACAACUAAUCAUGAUUUUGGUUCCACUUCAAUGGGUUGUACUCAGGAAUUCACUCAGGCAUCAGGUAUGAUAUAUCAACAUCCAAAGAUUGUGCCAUACAUGACUCCACAGACUCCACAGAUAUCAAGGUAUCCAAGUCUUUCAUCACUUGAUAAUAAAUUUGGUAGUUAUCAGCCUUAACAUUUUGAGAAUGCCCCAAACUUCACCUCAUCGCCUGUGCCAAUGUCUAUUGAUAUCCCCGAUGCCACUAAUAAUUUAGAGAACUUGAACAUUGAGAUGGAAGAUAAUGAGUUGGAUGAUGCCAACAAUGAAGUGAAUGGUAAUGAUCCGGAGGAUGAAAGUAAAGGUUGUGAUAUGACUAUUCAGCAUGAUAAACUAUCAAAGAAAGAGAAGCGUACAAUUAUUGCUAAGCUUUGUGGGACUGGUAUUUUUUUUGUGAUUAUGUUAUUUUUUUUUUCAACUUAACUGCACUAUUUUAGCUGAACAGUUGAAAAUCGACCUUUGCUUGACAGGGAGUCACUAUGCUUACCAGCACGCCGAAAAGAAAAAAGCCAAACAGAAAAAAGGCAAAACAAAAAAAGGCAAAGAGUAAUGGAAUUAUGUUGGACUCUUCCUUCUUCCAUUCCCUUGAACAUGGUCUAGUCAUAACUUGUUUAGGACAGUUUGCAGGAGACGUUCUUCGUAGAUGAUCCAACCCAUUUCAAUGCUGCUACAUUAUUGAAGGUGUUGGCUUGACUCGAGGACUGAGAGCUGGAACGGUGUGGAUUAACUGUUAUGAUGUAUUUGAUACUACAAUUCCUACUACUAGUUGUAUGUUUUUCGAGUUGAAAGUUUUUGGAAUGUUGUACAUCUUAUUAACGCUGAGAAGCAGCAUCAUAAACAUUUGAGACUUGAGUUAUGACUUAAGACUUAUGCUAAGCUGUAGCCACAAAAUAAUUAUUGUAUGCAUAUUAAGUUCGAUUUAUUAACAUGGAAACUGUGUGAUAGGAUGAGUA